Sinocyclocheilus anshuiensis is the source of this 2926-nucleotide messenger RNA. Its product is annotated as pre-B-cell leukemia transcription factor-interacting protein 1-like. The transcript has 11 exons. The coding region runs from base 466 to 2778 and encodes 770 amino acids. NCBI's taxonomy places the organism in Eukaryota, Metazoa, Chordata, Actinopteri, Cypriniformes, Cyprinidae. Gene Ontology annotation, cellular component: membrane. The record is from RefSeq and is a predicted model, not a curated record.
ACAGAUUUAGCUCUUGUUGUGUAGACGUGUCAUUAGACUGCUGGAGGAGAACAUGUCUUGUCCCUAUAUAUAGGGAGUUAAUGCAUGUUGUGGGGAGUCUUUACUUCCCCUCAAGUCAACGAUAAAACAGCACUUCACGUUCAGAUUGUCACUUUCACCUGCCUUUGUCAGUCACAGCUGAAAUGAGCUGUCUGUAUGCGCGACACGACGCUUUAUUCCCAUUGGCUGUUUAGUGUUUAAGCGGAACGGUAUCGGAGUCCCAUUGGAGAGAAACGCAAACUCGGAAUUCCCGAAGUUGCGAAGUUCGCGAGACGGAUCGCUCGUGGUGAAAUUAAACGAUUGCAGACAGAAUAACGCGUGCGCAACUCGUCUGAGGCCGUUUUAAGCACGGUAAACGUUUUAUGUAACAGCAUCCGUGUAUAUAAUCUGGAACGAGUAGGUGCUGUGCAGAGCCACAAGAGGGCCAUGUCUGAUAACAGCACCGGCAGCACUGGGUCAUCCAGUAAUAGCUGGACUCUGCUCUCUCCGGAGGAGGCUGCUGCGGACCCUACUGCACCAGUGGAUGAUGGGACGGAGAGUAUUGGAGAUGCACCCAGUCUUUCUGAGGAAAUAGCAGGAAGCUCUUUGGAGGUGAGGUCACAUGACCCCGAAACGCCAAUGGUGGAGACUGUUUUGUCAGAGGAGGGUCACCAGGUCAGUGCAUCACCACCGAUUUGCCAGGAAACAUCUCCAGAUUUCUUUGAGGAAGUGGCAGCGUCUGGUCAUACCGAUGUUGAGCUUGAUCCUGAGAUCCAUGCUCCUGUCAUCCAUGACACAAUCGCCAGUUCUCCCCCUGACAGUGACCUUCUGGGUGCUGUUCCCUUCAGCAUCGCUACAGAAUCAGCCUUUCAGUUUUCAGAGCAGUCGGUCCUUGAUGAACCCACCGAAGAGGACGUUGCUGAUAUCUUCCCUGGCCAGCAUGUUCCAGUCCAAGAAAGCCCCGCCCCUGAACCAGAACCCAAAAUCACCUCCACUCCCGAACCAUUCAGAGAAAUGAGCUCUUCUCCAGAUGUCCCUGUGAGCCCCAUCCCUGAAAUCAGUGAUUCUUCUGCAGUCCCUGUGCUUGAUAUUCAUGCUGAUGUCCAUCCUGCACCUGAAACCCCGCCUCUGGCCCCGCCCUCCGAGACUGAUACAGGAUUUGGUUCCACAAAAGAAAGCCCCGCCCCUGACAGCCCUUACCCUGAAACCAUUGGUUCAGUUGAAACUGAGGAGGAGGCUACUUUUGAGAAAGAAGACAUAGAGCUGCCAGAGAAAUUCCCAGAUGUUAUCAGAGAGCCAGAAUCUCUUGGUGCUGAACUUCCAGCGGGCACCUCAGCAGAAGAUGAUGGUCUGAGGCUCCGACAUGUGCAACCUACCAUACUGCUGAAGCGAAGCUCAGACGAGGAGGAAGAGGAAGAGGAAGAGGAGGAAUUCAACCUGCCAGUGAGGAAAGAGGAGAAACGAGGUUUCUCUAUGAAUCAGCUGAUCGUGGGAGCUUUGGUCCUGCUCUGUGUUGGAUCAUUCUUUUUCUCAGGUUCUGUGGUUGACCUGUCUGAUGAUGAUUUUGAUGGUACAGAAUUAAGUGACCAGGAGCUUCUUGAUAAACUUGCUCAAGAGAAUAAACAAAUAAAUAUAUUCGAGGCUCAGAUUGAGUCACAGAAAGAAGAGUUGGACCGGGCUCUGAAAAUGGCGGCGGAUAUGCAUAGCACUGAGAAGGAAGCUCUGGAAAAUGAGAACACUAAAUUGAAAGAACAACUGUCUGAUCUGCCUGGUUUAAAAGAAGAACUACAGACGCUGAGAGCAAGAGUUGCUGAGCUCACAAAGCUUACCGUUCAAGAUCUUCCACAACAGCUCCCCGACUCUGGCCCGCCUUCCACUGGUGAGUCUAGUCCAGAAGGAACUGAGAAACACUGGGAUAAAAAAGACGAACUCAAGCGUCAGAAAACUCUUUUGGAGGAAAGCCGGAAGAGGCUGGAGGGAAUGAAGAAACAGGGCUGGAACAAGCAGGGUUUGAGGGAGAGCUUGAUGGAAAUACAGAAGAGACUCGAGAAACAGGUGGAUCAGCUGGGCAAGCGGGAAGAGUGGAAGAGGAAACACCAAGAGCACAAAGGAGAAAAGAAGGAAUGGGGCAGAAAGAAAGAACACGACAGUCGCUGGAAGAAGGACGAGGUGGAAAGGGGAAAGGAGUGGAAGCAUGGUAAGGACAAACAGAAAGACCAUCUCAAGAAGUACAAAGAAGAGUGGGACCACAAGAAGGAUGAGAGAAGGCAAGAGAGAGAAAGGAGACAAAAGGAAAGACCUUGGGAGGCCAAACCUUCCAAGCAUCAUCACCACCACCAUCAUCAUCAUCACCACCAUGAGCAGGUAGACUUCUGGAAACACCAAGAAGAGAAGCUAAGGAGGAACCGCCGUCCUGCCGAAGGCUGCCAUGGCAUAUCCAACUGCGCUGAUGCAGAGGGACUUGUUCCAGUAAAGCUUGUAGAGUUUCAGGACCUUCUUGAGGUCUACCUAAGCAAACUAGAUGGUGUUCCACAGGAAAGCAAGGGGUCUCUCAGCCGCCUCACUGCUCAGUUCUUCAGCGGCGGUGUUUUUGCCCACGACAGAAUGCUCUUCAGCGAGUUUGCCGAGGAUGUUGCAGAUAUCCUGGAAGAUCUGGCAGAUGGUUUAGAAGACAAACAGCAUGACAGUGAUUCCCUCGAAGAAGAGAUGGAGGAGUUUGAGAAAGAGGCUCUGCUACAGUUUACCGUCCCUUUGGCAUAAUUGGUGCUGCCUCCCACCACAGAAACUCGGUUGACUGGAUGGAGAAAAACACCAAGUGAAGGAAAGUAAAAAGAAACAAUCUUACUCAGGGGUGUCAAACUCAAUUCCCAGAGGGCCGCAGCCCUGCAGAGUUUAGCUCCAACCCUAA